Messenger RNA from Chrysoperla carnea, 1809 nucleotides. Its product is annotated as zinc finger protein 91-like. NCBI's taxonomy places the organism in Eukaryota, Metazoa, Arthropoda, Insecta, Neuroptera, Chrysopidae. The transcript is spliced from 2 exons. Gene Ontology annotation, cellular component: nucleus. Bases 63 to 1649 code for a protein of 528 amino acids. Gene Ontology annotation, biological process: regulation of transcription by RNA polymerase II. Gene Ontology annotation, molecular function: DNA-binding transcription activator activity, RNA polymerase II-specific; zinc ion binding; RNA polymerase II cis-regulatory region sequence-specific DNA binding. The record is from RefSeq and is a predicted model, not a curated record.
UAUCUGAUAAAUAAUCGAAGUUGGUGUGCGAUUUACAAAAAUAAACGUGGAAUGUUUGCAAAAUGGACCUAAAAUGUGUUUUAAUAUCUGAUUUUGAAAAAGUUUGCCGUAUUUGUAUGAAAUUUGAUAGCACAUUCUUAUCUAUUAACUCCUUUAAAAUAGUUGAAAUGAUAACAGCAUGCACUUCUGUACAGAUAUGGCACAAUGAUGACUUACCAAAUCAAAUAUGUAACGAAUGUUUUCUUCAAUUACAAAAUACCAUUAAUUUUAAACAAUUAUGUGAAAAUUCAGACAACGCAUUUCGUCAAAUUAUUGAACAGAAUAAAAACAAUUUAUGGAACAACCAAAAUGAUUCGGAUAACGUGAAAAACGAAGGAUUAGAUGUCUCAAAUUUUCCAAUAUAUAUCAAAGAAGAAGAUGAUGUUGAAAAUAUUACAAAUGAAAAUAACGAUGAUUCCAAAAAAUCAAAAAUUGAAGAAAGGAUAGAAAUUAAAAAUGAAGAUAAAUCAGAAUUGAAUAGAAUAAGAACCAGAAAAAAAACCAUUCAAUAUAAAUUCGAAGAAGAGAGUGAUGGCUGUGAAAAUAUAAAUGAUGCAAGUGAUAGUGAAAAUGAAAAAUUUAGUAAUGAAAGUGAUAGUGAAAAUGAAAAUAUAAAAGAAGAAGGGGAAACUGUGGAUGAAAAACCGGAUUGGAAAUGUGAAACAUGUUCAAAAACAUUUAAAAGAGUAGAUGCUCUUGGUUUGCAUAUGAAGAAAGUUCAUAAUGCAGACGGUGUUAAAUGUGGAAAGUGUUCAUUAAUUUUUUACCAUCCAUUACAUUUAUGUGCUCACGAAAAGUCUCAUAAUAGAUGUCGAAUUUGUAAUUUAAAAUUUCCUACACUCAAAAAAUUAUCACAACAUCGAUUAACUCACAAAAAUGAUUAUGAACCCGAAAUAUUUUGUAAGUUAUGUCCAGCAAAAUUUACAAAAAAUAAUAGUUUAUAUAAACAUAUGCGAUACGUACAUAAAAUCAUAAAAACACGACAACGUCCAAAAUGUGAAAAAUGUGAGGAAACAUUUCAAACGAAACGUAUUUUAUUAAAACAUAUACGAAAAAUGCAUAAAGAUGAAAAAAUCAAAUCGAAAGAUCAAAUUGUUAAUUGUGAAAUUUGUGGGAAAUCAUUUAAACGAUGUUAUUUAAGUAGACAUAUGUUUUCACACGAAGAACGUGAUAGUGUAGCUUGUAAAUUUUGUGAAAAGAAAUUUAAAUCAAUAUUAACACUCCAAGAACACAUAAGAAAUUAUCACAAUAGUUCAGGUCUUGUUUAUAAAUUUUUAUGUAAUCAAUGUGGACUUAAGUUUCGUACGAAAUAUCAUUUAAAUAAUCAUUUAGUAACGCACACGAAGGCACGUCCUUUUGCUUGUGAUAAAUGUGACAAAACGUAUCCAAGACGAUCUCGAUUAAAAAUACAUGUAUCACGUGUUCAUUUGAACGAACGUAAUUUUGUUUGUACAUUCUGUUCUCAAGCCUUUUUUGAUAAAAAGAUUUUAUUGAAUCACGUACGACGGCAUACUGGUGAAAAACCAUUUAAAUGUUCAAUGUGUGACAAAAGUUUUAUACAAAAAGUUGCUUUAAAAGGUCAUAUGAAAGUACAUAUUAGUUCAAUUUAAAAUAUACAGAUGGCCAAGGGGAUGAAACCUUAGAUCAUAUAUUUUAAAUAGAUAAGCCCAACGUUUACCAAGUAUGUAUAUUUUGGCUUCACAGAGUAGAUUAACAAAGACAAAAAUACAAUAUUAAAAAAGCUAACGGAGAAACACGUAAUACCGAAAG